AAGUAAAUAAUAAAAUAGUUUAACGUGUAAACAAAUGUUAAAAGUGAAUUGAAAAGUAAAAAUUGAAGUAUAAAAUAUAAAAAAGCACCUUGAACCGAACAAAACACAGGUCUCUACACUCUAGAUAAAUACUUGUUAGAUAUACCGGUAACUAUCGACGCGGAAUUUAUUAAUCCGAGUUUUUACAACUAGUUAAAAAAAAAAGUAUAGUUUUAAAGUCUCAAGCCGGUAAAAGUUUGCGUAUAUACAUUAUCGCUCGAUAAACGUACCUAGUAAUUUGUUCUUGUCGAUACUAAUGCUUGGAUUACACGUAUGAUUAAUUGAUUGAAGAUUGAGCGAAAAUGUGACGAUAAUUUAAAUGAAGAUGAGUGAUAAGGUAUGUCCGAGUGUGAGGAGUAUAAGAUUGUCUCGAUGACGGGAUCAUCAAGAACGGGGCCUCCACAGCCCCAACAAGAGGAACCGGUGUCUCCUGAUCACUCAUCGGAGAAACUAUUCAUCAAACGAAAAAUGACACCUGUUCAACACCAAACUGAACCAUUGAUCCAAUUAACGCCACUCUGGGAACACGUGGUACGGACGCAGCAAUUUCCUCCGGACGUGGACACAUGUUUAGUAUUCAAUGAGAUAUCAUCAAGACUCCGAGAUCCUGAAUGGGAGGUCCGUCAACAUGCACUUAGAGUACUGGUCGACGUAAUACCGACACUCGAUGAAGAGCGUGUCGACGAAAUUAUGGAACCAGUUGUCGGGGAGCUUAUCAAUAAUCUAGGCCAUCUUGCCCCGGCUGUACGUAAAGGCGCUCUGGAUACUCUGCGAGUUUAUUUGCUGUACAGUUCCACUCGAGACGCCAUUGUAAAAAACAUAAUUGACCGAGGGAUAAACAGGAACAAUUUCGACACCGACUCUCACAUAACUCUCGGAGUAAUCCUAAGCGCUCCCAGUUUGGUGUUUCCUUCAUCGCGGAACAUAAAGCCGUCCCGACAGAGUCUAAAAACAGUUAUAAAUGCGUUAGCGAGUUGUCUUGGGGACAUAAAGUACCAGGAAGUAGCUUUGAAGUCUUUGGUUAAAAUUCGGGACGCGAUUGGUGAUGAAUUUGUGUCUUACCUAGAGGACUGUCCAGGAGCAAAGGAGGAUUUUGAUAACCUGAGCCAGGUUUACAAUGUUCAUUCCCUGCCGAAGCGGUCGAAAAAAGUCCGGAAAAAACGGCUCAAACACGACAAACCUGUGCAGAAAACUUCCGGUGAAGAGAAAGAAGAAGAGAGGGAAAAUAGAGAAGAAAUACUUCCGCCUUCGCGAGUUGUUCUUGAAACUGAGAUUAAAUUCAACAAGGAGACAGCUAUCACCAUGACAAUUCUCGAGGAAAAAGACCAGGACUCCGAUGAUAGUUUAGAUAGCCCGCUAAAGCUAGAGGACGCUUCGAAGAUAAAGGAAGAGUCUAAGGAAAUGUGGAUAGAGAGACGCAAAACACCUCGGCGUGUUCAUUUCGGCGGUGAAAUCGUCAAACUGAGAACUCCUGACAGCGAUGACUCCCAACUGGUUCCACUCAGCUCCAGAAUACCCUUGCCAAUUUCCCCAGUUACCAAAAUGCCGAGCUACAGACCCUCGAGGUCGGUGUCGCAUCCUUGUAGCCCCAGUUCUCGGUGCCAAGUUCCCAAAAGAUCCCGAAGUUUUUCCGCGAGUCCUAAAAGAAAUUAUAUUCACGACGGAAGUUUGAAUCCUGGGAAGAGUAUUUUGAGUAAAACUUCAAAAUUGUCUGCUGAUAAUUUGUACUUUUAUGACUUAGAUGAUGUCGACAGUGUUUUUGGGUUUAAAGAGAGCGAUCGCAGCUGGUCGUUUGAAAUUUUUGACGCGAUUGAUGAUUACACGGAGAAAAUACACUCGGGGAUGGUUAAAGACAAGCGAAAGAAGAAAAAGAAUAAAAUUGGGAGAAGAAAAGUAGAUGAUUUUAAUAACUUCAGGGGGUCGGACGAAAAAACUAAUGAAAUUAAUUUUAUCGAGUAUCCGGAGGCUAAAGUUGGCUCGGGUAAUUUCGAUAAAUCCUUUGAGUUGAAAAGUAAAAACUAUUUAAAUGGUAAUAGAUCAAAUAUUAAUAGCGGGAGCAAAGAAAUGAGUAAAAAGGAUAAGGAUGAGGUUAAUGAGGAAAGAAAUAAAAAUAUAAGUGAUAACUUUAAAAAAGUAAAUGAUAAAUUGCGAUCGCCAAGCACUUUUGAAAGUUUUCCACGUAAAGAACGUAACUACAUACUUAUGGAACUCUCAAGUCCUAUUAAAGACAGCAGAAGUCGUCAAGUUUCUCCGGUUUUGUUUUCAUCGGUUGGUGGGUCAGAGCUUGUACAAUCAAAUGAAAAUACCCUAGAGUCGGAAAGUUUAUCUGAUCGUGUAUCUAUUGGUGAGUUAAAUGCUUCUGUUGUAUUAUCCACUAAUGAGACGUUUAAGGAAGAAAGUUUAAACACGGAAAAUAGCGAAACUCCAGAGGGUCGGGAGGGUAAAAAAGUAGAGGCUGGGGCUAACCAAGUGCCAGCGACAGCUAAAGAGGAUAAGAAAGAAAUAAAUGAAAACAAUAAAGAAUCUAAAAAGUUUUCCGAUAGUAAGACAGUUGGUAAGAAUUUUGAUUCGGGCAAUGAAAGUCGGACUUGCAGCAGCAGUGAAGGGGAGAACAAAACCCUAGAGCCGAGUUGGGAAGAACUUGGGCUUGUUGAUCAAGAAGUGCUUAAUGAUCUUCAUAAUAAGGAGGACUGGAGAGCCCGAGUUCGCGGGUUUGAGAGAGUCGCUUCAGCUUUGAGGAGCCCCUCGGCAUUGAUUGCGAUUGAGCCGAGACUAGGGUCACUAUUGCACGCGGUCCUGGGGUGCGAGAGGAGUUGUCGAGUGGCUGCUGCUGGAAUGGCUGUUGCCAGAGUCGUGGUUUUCGGCGUAAGUGAAGAAGCUCUUAAACGAUGGUUGCCGCAAGUAGCUUGGGGUUUAACGCGCCAAGGGGGCCCUAAUGCUGCUCAAAUUGCGAGAAUUGCCAUGAGAAAGCUUAGUCCAGCACUCUUCCUGGAACAAUUACUCCAGCCCCACUGUAUUGACGCGAGGAAUGCUAAGACAAGAGAAAAUGCUCUUCAGUUACUCAUCUUCUCGUUGGAUCAGUUUCCAAGUACUGAGUUCAAAGUCGAGAACGUUGCUAACAAAGUGGCUUUGAUGGUCGGAGAUAGAAGAAGACGAGUUCGGCAAGCGGCUUUAGAUACUCUCGCAGUGCUUGCACAAAUUUACGAGCCUGAGGAGGUUCUUCAAGCCGGCCAGAGAGCAGCUAAACAACUGAAAGAAAGCUCUGAUAUGGUUGCUGCUAUUCGUGCCAGACUUGCGAGAAAAUCACUUCCGACGGUUACUCCAGACGGUCUUGUUGUCUACGGUCUACAAAUUUCUCCGACUGUCCAAAUUGCCAAUGGUCCAGAUGUCGACUGGAUCGUCGCUGGAAGCGGCUCAGUUUCUCCUGGAACUGGAAGGGUCCGCGGACAAAUUAUUAAUAUGUACCCUCGAGCUAAUUUCGAAAAGAUUUCGGAAAAAAAUGAUACGGAAGAAAAUUAUCCAAGUCAUGACGGAAACUUAGUCGCUCGUGGUAUUGGAUUACAUCCAAAAAGUGGGAAACCUGUGGCAUGGCAAUUAGUAUCGGCCGCGAGCAAAGAUGAAAAUAAAGUGAUAAAUGGAAAUCAUACGGAUAAAAAUUCAUUUAAAAGUGAUGGAAUCAAUGGCAACAUUAAAAAAGGUCUAGAAGAUUCACCCAGUCCUUUUAUAUCAUCACUGGACAGUAUCGAGGAUUCUUACGGGACUGAAGCGGUAAACAUAUCACUUAUAAAAGAUGAAAAGGACGUAAUAAUGAAGCUAAGAAAGACGGAAGAAAAUUUCCAUCGACGAAUGGACGAAAUUUAUUCGGAGCGACCGUAUCAAGACAUAAUAAGACUUGAGUCACGAAUUCCCGUCGCCCAAUUUCGUGAUCGUGAUAUAGUUGUGCGACAUAGUACAGCUUACUCACGUAGACGUCGUACAGUUAAAAUGGAUGAGUACGAAACUUCAUCUUCAGCCCCGCAAAGUUCUUAUGGUCAGCGUGACGACGAGAUUAACCGGAGAUAUCGGAGUGAUAGAAUUAAACGAGAGUCAAGAGGAGGCUCUGACGACCGGGGGGAGUUUAUUUCACCUAACCGAGCUUCACCUCAAGUGUCUCCGAGCCGCGAUACCACAUCUAUUCCCGGUAACCGUCGACGUCAUACUGCAAUUCAGAGUAAGGGUUUUCACCCAGAUAAAUAUGGUUUUUCUUCUACUAUCGAAUCGAGAUGUAAAUCAGUGCCAGCGUCAUACCAAAGCCCAUUCACGGGAGUCCAAACAAUUGAUUCUUAUUCGAGAAUUUCCAGCUCGCCGAUGGUAAUAAAAAUAGACAAAGCUAAUGCCGACGAGGAGUUUAAUCAAAAAAAUAUUUGUAACUCAACGCAAACUGAUACGCAACGGAUAAAUAAUCUGAAUGACCUUUCUUCUCAUUAUUCGGGUCGCGAUCGAGAAUCGUAUGAGGUCUCAAGUGACUCGUCCAAUGAUAGAGACAACGAGCCGCUUCAAGAUCAUAAGGUCAAUGAGGAUAAUUCUCUUCGGAGUGCUUCCAUUAUUCCCAAGUCCUUUGACAUUAUUACACAAGAAUCUAAUCCGUCUAGAAGAAAUUCUAUCGACCAGAUACCAGUAACAAUACUGUCAAGUGCGACGAAUUCAACAGACUUGGAUAAAGAAACGAGUUCUGAUGACAUAGCCUCUGGGCGCGAGCUAGACAGUGAUGAUCCUUUGACUCGUAAUCCAGCUUCAGGCUCUUCAGUUCUGUCUAAUGAGAGCAGCUCAGUUGAUGAAGCGAUAAGGGAUGUUAUAAGUCCUAACCGCAAGAGCGGAAUCCAAGCUAUAGCUUUUGACGAACACGAUAGUCCGGAUGUAUCUCUGGCUUACGAUCGAGAUUACUCGACCGAGCUGCAGAUUGAUAUCGAGUCGAGAGUGUGUUCUUCCAUAAAUUCUCCCAAUAAAUUCUUCCACUCGCCUGCGCAUCUUGUUGAAGGUGAAAAAUCAUUUUCGAGAGCUGGAGAUUUGGACGUAAAUGAAGAUGAAGACGAAGAAGAAGAAGAUGAUGAUGAGCAAAUUGAAGAUGAUGUCGAGGAAAAUGAGAGCGAAGAUGCAAAUCGUAAUUUCGAGGAAGAGGAAGAGGAAGGGGAUAAAGACGUAUCGGAAGAUAAAAUUGAUGAGAUGUCGGGAUCUAUCGGUACUUCCAAUACGACAAGCUUCAGCAUUACUGGAAUAACCACAACGUCUUCUUUAACCGCAUCUACGUCAACAUCUUCUUUAAACCCGGAGACUGUGAAGAAUUUAGUUUCGAUAGUCGUCGCGUCUCGACCUCAUUCUCGAGUAGCGGCUGAGUAUCAUGAAACCACCGCCGCCGUCACCUUCCAGCCUCUCGACUUCCGGCAAUUCCGUGAGGAAACCUCUACUUCCGGAGCCACCGAAGCCUCAGCUAUCCAUGACCCGAAUGAUGAUACUCUUGCAAUAAAAUCAGAUGACCGUGAUGAGGAUAUUUCUGUUACCAGCAAAAUAGUUUCUGUGAUUAAACAUCCAUCGGAUGAAAAUCCUGACACAGAAAUUCAUGUUUUAACAAUAGAAAAAAUUCAUCAAACGUUAAUAAGCUCCAGGGAAAAUGGAACAGUAGCAGAAAUCGCCCGGAUCCAUAUGGACAAUAAUGAAAUAGAAACAACGACAAAGAGAUUGCAAUCAAAAGUACCGCGUAGCAGAACAAAAAUGAAAACAGGAUUCAAUAAAGUUUCUCCAGCGCUACCGAUUAAUACUGAAAAAAGUUUUAAUAAAUCAAAGCCAAUUAUUCCACAAUGCUUUGCCCAGCUUGAAAGCAAUGACUGGGAAGUCGCGAUAAAAGGACUGAAAGGGUUGUCGAUUAUAGCAAGACAGCAGAGCGAAGUAUUGGACAAGUGUCCCCAAAGUCUGGUCGGUCGAUUGCUAGCUCGUCAUAUCAAAAAUUUGAGAUCCCAGGUCGCUCGAACUGCUUGCAUGGCUGCUGGUGACGUUUUUGAGUCUCGAUCGCGAUGUCUCGAUCAUGAUCUUGAUGAAAUUGCUGGACCAUUACUGCACAGAACAGCAGACACCAACAGAUUUUUACGAUCUGAUAGCAACGCGGCUCUUGAUCGUAUGAUAGAACACCUUCCGCCUCAUCGUACGAUAUCUGUUAUUAUUUAUCGCGGCGCUAGUCAUCAAAAUGCUAUCGUGAGAGCAUCCACGAGUAGACUUUUAGCUUCUGUCGUCGAACGUAUGGGACCAGACGCGGCUAUGACACUUCCACGAGAUGUCAGAGAAAAGUUGCUAAGUAGCGGAGCUAAACUUUUAAUGGAUGCUAACUUAGAUGCGAGGAACCACGCUAAGAUGAUGUUCAAACAGCUUUCAAGAUGCGAAGGAUUUAGAAAAGCAUUAAAAGACUCCGUCCCAGAUACAACGCUUCGUCAUAUUGAUAAAAUACUACGAUCACUUUAAUGUCAAUUUUAAUAAAGAAUAUUUAAUAAAUUGUUAUAUAA
Messenger RNA from Cotesia glomerata, 6569 nucleotides. RefSeq lists its product as uncharacterized. Gene Ontology annotation, molecular function: microtubule binding. Bases 379 to 6528 code for a protein of 2049 amino acids. Gene Ontology annotation, cellular component: cilium; cytoplasmic microtubule. Gene Ontology annotation, biological process: microtubule cytoskeleton organization. The record is from RefSeq and is a predicted model, not a curated record. The transcript has 25 exons. NCBI's taxonomy places the organism in Eukaryota, Metazoa, Arthropoda, Insecta, Hymenoptera, Braconidae.